UGUGUAAUGCUUUAUGCUAGGAUGCAUUGUGUGCUUCCUGAUCGCGUCCAACCUAUGAGGUAACGGUUUUCUUAGUAUCGACGUAUCAGGAGUAAAUUCUAAUCAGUGUGUUGCCAAAGAACUUGACAUAGCAAAUUUUAAAAAAAAAUAAGCGGUAACAAAUGUAACUCCAUAUUAUAUAAAAUAUGGGAGCUCAUACGUAUGGUUUAUUUUUCCCCAAGGGAUGGUUCAGUAGGACUCUUUUACGAAGUGCUUUGGUUGUCGUAGGAGCUGACGCCUACAUUAAGUAUGAAUACGGCAUAGAUGUGAAUUAUGAUUUUAACUCCACUGCCUGGAAUUGGUGGUUGGACAAAACGCCGGAAGAGAGAAAAGCUCUAUCGAGUUAAUAAACGUGC
Messenger RNA from Babesia bovis T2Bo, 395 nucleotides. RefSeq lists its product as uncharacterized. Lineage: Eukaryota; Apicomplexa; Aconoidasida; Piroplasmida; Babesiidae. The coding region runs from base 186 to 386 and encodes 66 amino acids. The record is from RefSeq and is a predicted model, not a curated record. The transcript has 4 exons.